UUUUUACUUUAUUUGGAAUCUGUACUGUUAAUGGUUGUGGAGGCGGGAAUUGUUUCCGCAAUUUCGUGAUUUCCCGCCAUGUUUUUCACAAUUUGUUUUGAAACAAGCCGCUUUGAGCUUUUUGAUUCAUUCCCCCCCUUUUUUCAAGCAAUACCUUUGAAUCUGCAUUCUAUAAAACACAUUUGAGCCUCCAUUUACUCUCAGUUUAUCUGUUCAAAAAUAUUACCGGAAAAUCAAACUCCGGAUCUGUGUUUUUUUAUCUGCUGAGAAAAUGGGAACGGCGAGGCUGUUAGAUUCGGAAGAAAGUGGUGCCGUGAAACCAACAGAAAUGAAGAAAAAAGGCAAACAAGCCAAAGUCAAAGCUACAGCUGAGGCAUCCGAUGUUACAAUGGAAGAUAAAACAAAAGUAGCCAAAUCCACCAAACCUAAACCAAAAAGAGGAAGAUUAAACAACACUGAAAAUGCUCCAGUUUCUAGAAAGAUGCCAAAACGAGCUGCUUCAUGUACUGAUUUCAAAACCAAAUCAGUUCGCUUAUCAGAAAAAUCUUCAACAAUUGAAAACAAAAAAGUCAAAGUGGUGGAAGAAGAAAUAGCAGCCCUAAGUUUAGUUCCUGGACCCGAUGAUCCAAGACCCAAUAGAAGAUUAACCGAUUUUAUCUUUCAUGAUGCUGAUGGCAACCCACAACCUGUUGAAAUGCUAGAAGUUGAUGAUUUAUUCAUAUCUGGCUUAAUUCUUCCAUUAGAAAAAACUUCUGAAAAAGAAACAGGUGUUCGUUGUGAAGGAUUUGGGCGAAUUGAAGAUUGGUCAAUAUCCGGAUAUGAAGACGGGUCACCCGUUAUUUGGGUAUCCACUGAGCUUGCUGACUAUGACUGUGUCAAACCUUCCGGAAGCUACAAGAAACUAUUUGAUCUUUUUCAAGAAAAAGCAAAUGCAUGUAUUGAAGUCUACAAACGCCUCUCAAAAUCUUCAGGUGGGAAUCCAGAUUUGAGUCUUGAUGAAUUGCUUGCUGCUCUUGUGAGAUCAUUAAGUGGAAGUAAGAAUUUUCCUCAUGGAGCUUCUAUUCGUGACUUGAUUGUUUCAUGGGGUGGUUUUAUUUUUGAUCAACUUGUUAGUUUGGAUGAGAUGCCCGAAGGUGCUGACCGGGCUUUUGUUGAGCUGCCCGUGCUUGCUGCCCUGAGAGACGAAAGCAAGAAACAUGAAGCAUGUGUAGGUGUGAAGAUUCCAUCUGGAGCUUCCUUGAAUGCACCUUUGAAGAUUGGAGAUGGAGAAAAGGUAAAUAAUUCAAAUGGGGGUGAUGAAGAUGAAGACAUGAAGUUGGCUAGGGUUUUGCAAGAAAAUGAAAAUUGGCAAUCUUUGAAGCAAAAGAAAAGGGGAAGACAAGGGAAUUCAUCAAGCAAGUUGUACAUUCAGAUCAAUGAAGAUGAGAUAGCAAAUGAUUAUCCUCUUCCUGCUUAUUACAAGUCUGACAUUCAAGAAACUGAUGAGUAUCUUAUCUUUGAUGAUUCUGACACUGUUGACUCAGAUCAGCUUCCAAGAAGUAUGCUUCAUAAUUGGUCACUUUAUAACUGUGACUCAAGGUUGAUUUCACUGGAGUUACUUCCUAUGAAGCCAUGUGCAGACAUUGAUGUUACAGUUUUUGGAUCUGGAACAAUGACUGCUGAUGAUGGAAGUGGAUUUUGUUUAGAUAAUGAUACAAGUGGUUCUUCGGGUUCCACUGAUCAACUAAAUGAAGAUGGGAUUCCUAUUUAUUUGAGUGCUAUAAAGGAAUGGAUGAUUGAAUUUGGAUCUUCAAUGGUUUUUAUUUCAAUUCGAACUGAUAUGGCCUGGUAUAGACUAGGAAAGCCAUCAAAGCAAUAUGCUCCAUGGUAUCAAACAGUUCUCAAAACAGCAAGACUUGCCAUUGCCAUUAUCACAUUGCUAAAAGAGCAAACUCGUGCAUCAAAGUUAUCAUUUUCUGAAGUCAUAAAAAGAUUAUCAGAAUUUGAGAAAAGUAACCCUGCUCACAUAUCAUCAAACCCUGCAAUUGUAGAAAGAUAUGUAGUGGUUCAUGGCCAAAUUAUUCUACAACAAUUUGCAGAGUUCCCUGAUGACACAAUCAGAAGGUGUGCUUUUGUGUCUGGACUUGAAGACAAAAUGGAACAAAGACAUCACACCAAAUGGUUAGUGAAGAAAAAGGCGAUUUUGACAAAAGCAGAAAACAUGAAUCCAAGAGCAGCAAUGGGGCCUGUGGUUUCAAAAAGAAAGGCAAUGCCUGCUACAACAACAAGGUUGAUUAAUAGGAUUUGGGGCGAGUUUUACUCGAAUUACUCACCAGAAGUGAAGGAGGGCGAUUUGAUAAAUGUCAAGAAAGAUGAUGAAGAAGAAGAACAAGAACUAGAAGAAAAUGAAAAUGAAGACUGUGAAGAACCUGAAGAAGAAAGCAUAACUUUACCUCAAGAAUCUGAGAAACCCAAUUCUGCAACGAAGCAAAAGAAAACUAAGAGCUCAAAAACAGACAUAAGUUGGGUGGGGAAAUCGAUUGGGAAGAUGCCAGGUGGCAAGAAUCUUUAUAAAUCUGCUGUUAUUAGAGGAGAAGUGGUGGCUUUAGGUGGUUCAGUGGCAGUUGAAAACCCUAAAUCAGAUGAUGAUUCUAUUUAUUAUGUGGAGUAUUUGUUUGAAGAUUCUGAUUCUAGAAAGUUUGUUCAUGGGAGAUUGAUGUUAAGAGGUAAAGAAACUGUUUUAGGUGACAUAGCAAGUGAAAGGGAAGUCUAUUUGACUAAUGAUUGCUUGGAUUUUGAGCUUGAUGAUGUCAUACAAACUGUGGUUGUGCAAACAAGAACACUUCCAUGGGGGCAUCAACAUCGGAAAGCUAAUGCCAGUUUUGAUAAAGCUGAUAGAGCAAAAGCUGAAGAAAGGAAAAACAAAGGUCUACCUGUUGAGUUUUAUUGUAGGAGUUUAUAUUGGCCAGAAAGAGGUGCUUUCUUUUCUUUGAAGACUGAUAAAAUGGGACUUGGGAAUGGAAUGUGUGAUUCCUGCGGAAUCAUGGAGGAUGAAAAUAAAAAGGAGGUUUUUGAGGUUAAUGAAUCAAAGACAGGGUUUAUGUAUAUGGCAACAAAGUAUGAUGUUGAUGACUUUGUUUAUGUUGGUUCUUAUCACUUUGAGUCAGAUGAAAGGGGGAAUGAGACUCAUAAAGGUGGAAGGAAUGUAGGGCUUAAAGCUUAUGUCAUUUGUCAGUUGAUGAAGAUUGAAACCCCUAAAAACUCAAAACUAAAUGACCCUGAUUCAGUUAUGCUUCAAGUUAGAAGAUUUUAUAGACCUGAGGAUUUGUCUUUGGAUAAAGCAUAUAGAUCUGACAUUCAAGAGGUGUAUUACAGUGAAGAAGUCCAUAAGUUGGAAGUAUCAGCAAUAGAAGGAAAGUGUGAAGUUAGAAGGAAGAAAGACCUUUCUUCACAAGACACUACAUACAUCUUUGACCAUGUCUUCUUUUGUGAACGCCUUUAUGACCCUAAAAAGGGAUCUCUCAAACAGCUACCUGUUAACAUUAAGCUAAGUCCACCUAAAGAAACCCCAGCCAAUGAGGCUGCAAUUAGAAAAAGAAAAGGAAAGUCUAAAGAAGGAGAGAAUGAUGAUGUUGAAAUGACUGAAACCAAAGAGGGUUUUACUUCAAAGAACAUUUUAGCCACUUUAGAUAUUUUCGCUGGAUGUGGUGGCUUAUCUGAAGGCUUAACAAAAGCAGGGGCAUCUGUAACAAAAUGGGCAAUUGAAUACGAAGAGCCUGCUGGUGAUGCUUUUAGACUUAAUCAUCCAGAAGCAUUAGCAUUUGUGAAUAACUGCAAUGUCAUACUAAAGGCUAUCAUGGCAGCAUGUGGUGACGUGGAUGAUUGUAUUUCAACUACUGAGGCUGAUGAACAAGCUGCAAAGCUUGAUGAAGAUAUGAUAAAAAAUCUACCUCGACCUGGACAAAUAGAUUUCAUCAAUGGUGGCCCACCAUGCCAGGGGUUUUCGGGUAUGAAUAGGUUCAAUCAAAGCACAUGGAGCAAAGUUCAAUGCGAAAUGAUUUUAGCAUUUUUAUCAUUUGCUGAAUACUUUCGCCCCAAAUACUUUCUUCUAGAAAAUGUCAGAAACUUUGUGUCCUUCAAUAAAGGACAAACAUUCCGUUUAGCUCUUGCUUCACUUCUUGAAAUGGGUUAUCAGGUGAGAUUUGGAAUAUUAGAGGCUGGAGCUUUUGGUGUUUCUCAAUCAAGAAAACGGGCAUUCAUUUGGGCAGCUUCACCUGAAGAAAUCCUGCCCGAAUGGCCCGAACCAAUGCAUGUGUUUGCAAGUCCAGAACUUAGGGUUUCACUAAAUGGAAACUCUCAGUAUGCAGCUGCUAGAAGCACUGCAUCUGGUGCACCUUUUCGUGCAAUUACAGUUAGAGACACAAUUGGUGAUCUCCCUCCUGUUGGAAAUGGUGCUUCUAACCCAACCAUUGAGUAUAAAAACGAGCCUGUUUCUUGGUUUCAAAAGCGGAUUCGUGGAGAUGCCUCUGUUUUAACUGAUCAUAUUUCAAAGGAAAUGAAUGAGUUGAAUGUGAUUAGGUGUCAAAGGAUCCCUAAACGCCCUGGUGCUGAUUGGCGUGACCUCCCUGCAGAAAAGGUUAAGCUGUCAACUGGACAGAUGGUUGACCUUAUACCAUGGUGUUUACCAAACACAGCUAAAAGGCAUAACCAAUGGAAAGGUUUAUAUGGAAGGCUUGAUUGGGAGGGGAAUUUUCCAACUUCUAUUACUGAUCCUCAGCCAAUGGGUAAAGUUGGAAUGUGUUUUCACCCUGAUCAAGAUAGGAUUUUAACAGUUCGUGAAUGUGCUCGAUCUCAGGGUUUCCCUGAUGGAUAUAAGUUCUCGGGGAAUAUUCAACAUAAGCACAAGCAGAUUGGAAAUGCGGUUCCUCCUCCAUUGGCAUAUGCAUUGGGGAGGAAACUCAAGGAGGCACUAGAAAUAAAACAGAAGCAGUUAAGCAAGUGAUGGGACUUUUAUGGUGUUUGGUUAUGAGUUGAAGAAUUGUAGUGAAUGUAUAUAUAGAAGUUUAUGCUGAGUAUGUGAUUUGAAUUUGCUUUUCUUAUCGGUUGAAAAUAAUUGAAAGUUGAAAACCUUGUAAGGAUGUUGGAAUUGAAAUUUGCAUUUUUAGCU
Molecule: messenger RNA, 5146 nt
Organism: Lactuca sativa (garden lettuce)
Lineage: Eukaryota; Viridiplantae; Streptophyta; Magnoliopsida; Asterales; Asteraceae
Product: DNA (cytosine-5)-methyltransferase 1B
Biological process (GO): negative regulation of gene expression via chromosomal CpG island methylation; DNA methylation-dependent constitutive heterochromatin formation
Cellular component (GO): nucleus
Molecular function (GO): DNA binding; chromatin binding; DNA (cytosine-5-)-methyltransferase activity
Source: RefSeq, a predicted model, not a curated record